AUGAUCCUAAAAAUGAAGAUUAGAUAUGUCUUGGUAAAUUUGCUUUAAAUAUAUUGUAGCCUGUGAUUCAACUUUUUUAAAUUGUUUUGGUCCAACAAAUUUAUAAUGUACUCAAUGUAAAGAUGAAAAUAUUUCAAACAGGAUUUUAAUUAAUAAUUCUUGUCCUUGUAAAAUUCGAUUUGGAGAUAUCGAAAUAAUAGAUUCGAAUUGUGGAAGUAUUAAUUAUAUAACAUUUUAGGAUGUCAUCGAAAAUGUUAAACAUUUUACUAAGCUGCUGAUUAGACUAACAAUUAAUAUUGUCUAACUUGCAUUCCAGGAUAAAAUAGUGUAGUUUCUAAUUAAUCCCAUUGCGAUUGCAUGGAAAAUUAUGGUGAAUUUAACGGUACCUCAGAAAUAUGCAUAAGUAUCUUACUAUAAAUUAUAUAUAGUGUGUAAUUAUACAUGUUGGAUCUGUAAUGACUUUGGGCCCACACAUUGUACAUUUUGUUUGGAACGAUCUCAUAGAUACUUGAAAACUUAAGGAGAAUGCUUAUGUAAAACCUUAUUUUUUUGAUGAUUAAACAAAUAAUAUACAGUGUUUAAGUAAUAAUAAAUAAAAUCUAAUUAAUAGGAUGCCAUUAUUCAUGUGUAUUAUGUUCAAACAGCAUUGAAAAGGAUACAUGUUUAUAAUGCCCUGAAACUAGGUAACCAAGUGAUCCAUAAGCCAUCUAAUGUGAAUGCGUAUGUUCAUCUUCAAACUAUUUUGAUGAUGGGUUCUCAUUGGAUUGUCAAUAAUGCGAUUGGACUUGUCAAACUUGCUAUGGUCCUUAUUCAUCUAAUUGUCUGACAUGCGAUUUAACGUAUAGACAAUUAGUUUAAUCUUCUUUUGUAUGUUCAAUUGGGUAUUAUGAGAUUGGAUAAUUAGAAUGUGCAAGUAGUUAUAAUAAAUAUCAAAAGAAUGCUACUAUUCUUGUUAAUAAUGUUUCGAUAAUGCUGAAGAAGAUUGUAUUGUUUGUUCUUUAGACCUUCAUUUUAGGCAGUUAAAAGGUAAUACUUGUAAAUGCAUUGAUGGAUAUCAGGAACAACCAGGACUUGCUUAGUGUAAAAGUAAUUAUUUAUUAUUUAUGGUCUAUUAGAAUGUUCAUACAAAGCUUGUUCUGGCUUGGAUGAAAAUAAUUGUUUCACUUGUGAUUUUUUGCAAAUAGAGAAUUAAAAGAAAAUGAAUGCAAAUGUUAAUUACAUUAUUUUGAAUUGGAAGUUUAGGAAUGCACAAGUAAUUUUAGAUGUAGAUUCUAUUUUGUAGUGCAUUCUGUUAUAAACAGUUUUGAUAAUUGUACUUCAUGCAACAAUGAUAGAUAUUUAGUUGGAAGUACAUGUAGAUGCAUUACUAAAUUUGAUGGAGCUGCAAUAAGUACAUUUGAUUAUAAUGGAUUGGUUGAAUGUUAAAGUAUAUAAUAAAACUAAUCUUUAGAAUGUCAUCAUUCAUGUGGAACAUGUGCAGGAAUAGAUGAAGGAAAUUGCCUCACUUGCAUAGAUUCUGAUAAUAGAUACUAAGUAGGAAAUACAUGUAUUUGUAAAGAAGGACAUUUUGAUGCAGGAUUACCUGUUUGUUAAAGUAUUAAGAGAUUUUAAUCAAUAGAAUGCAGUUACAAAUGUAAAGAAUGCAAUAGGCUGCCUGAAAGUUGAACUUCUUGUUUGGAUAACGGGUUUAGAUAAUUUAUGUCGAGUUUUAAUAGAUGCUAAUGCAUUUAAAGAUAUUAUGAUGAUGGAUAAAAUGAAGUUUGUUAAAGUAUUUUAAUUUCAAUUAUUUUAGGAUGUCAUUACACAUGUUUCGGUUGUAGUAAAAUUGAUACUAAAUGCGAACUCUUUUAUUUUGAGCCAAAUAGAAUUUAUAAUGAUCAAAACCUUUUUUGUGAUUGUGAUCUUGGAUAUUAUGAUAAUGGAUUUGAAAAUUGUCAUAAAUGCCAUUAUUCUUGUUUAAGUUGUAAUUCUGGAAAUGCUAAUUCCUGCAUUUCAUAUGUAGCUAUGAGCAAUUCAAAUAGAGUCUUUAUAGUAAUACUUGUAAAUGUUUAUUUGGAUA
Messenger RNA from Paramecium octaurelia, 2059 nucleotides. NCBI's taxonomy places the organism in Eukaryota, Ciliophora, Oligohymenophorea, Peniculida, Parameciidae. The record is from the annotation of a GenBank genome assembly.